Molecule: messenger RNA, 1008 nt
Organism: Trifolium pratense (red clover)
Lineage: Eukaryota; Viridiplantae; Streptophyta; Magnoliopsida; Fabales; Fabaceae
Exons: 2
Coding region: 1-1008 (335 amino acids)
Source: RefSeq, a predicted model, not a curated record
AUGGUGCGGAUCCAAAGAAACUUUCUUUGGGGAGGAAGUGCGGAGGACAAAAAAAUGUGCUGGGUAAAAUGGGCACAAGUGUGUUUACCCAAAGAGAAGGGAGGAUUGGGUGUGAGAGAUUUAGAUAUGUUCAAUUUGGCUUUGUUGAGUAAAUGGAAGUGGAGGUGUAUAGAUGAGAAACAUGCACUCUGGUACGAUUUAUUGCAGUUCCGUUACGGGCCUCUUUCUAUUAAAAUUCUUAGCCGGGAAGCAGUAAUUACGGGUCCUAAGGAUUCUCUUUGGUGGAGAGAUGUGGUAGGAGUCGGGGGGAAGGAUGAAGACUGUUGGUUUCCUUCACAAGUCAGCAGCAGGGUGGGUAAUGGUAAAACUAUUAGUUUUUGGAAAGAGAAAUGGUUUGGGGCUACGCCGUUAAGGGACCUUUUCCCUAGUUUAUUUGCGAAAGAGCUUCACAAAGACUGUGUGGUAUCAGACAUAAUCCAGCUGGACAUUUUUAAGCUGAAUUGGACUAGAGAUUGGUUGACAUCUUUGACGCACGCCGAAUCUGUAGAGAAGGCAGAAUUAGAGCAUCUUUUGUUCGGUUUGGUUCUUCAAUCGGACAUAGCAGACCGGUGGCGAUGGAACACUGCUGUGACAGUUGCGGAGGACUGCAAUCAUCUUUUCUUCAGUUGUAAUAAAGUUACUGAACUUUGGAGACAAGUUUGUUUGUGGCUGGGCUGUGAUUAUAACUUACAGGAGGUGGGUUGUAAACAUUUUUUGUCUUUUGGUUUAAUUAUUAAAUCCAAGAAAGGCAAGAAGGUUAGACACUUGAUUUGGUUAGCAACAACUUGGUGUUUAUGGCGUACGAGAAACAAUAUUCUGUUUAGAGGUGACAAGGCUGAUUUUUCUGCACUGCUUGAUCAAAUUAGAUUCAUUUCUUGGCUCUGGUUUGGUGGUAGAGCGGGACGCAAAGCAGGAUAUUCGUAUUCCAAUUGGUGUAUUAAUCCACUAUGUUGUUUACAAAGCUUUUGA